Tauraco erythrolophus (red-crested turaco) is the source of this 2568-nucleotide messenger RNA. NCBI's taxonomy places the organism in Eukaryota, Metazoa, Chordata, Aves, Musophagiformes, Musophagidae. The record is from RefSeq and is a predicted model, not a curated record.
AUGUCAAACAGCAACACAACACAGGAGUCUCUGGAGAUAAUGAAGGAGUCUGAAAAAAAGGUGGUUGAGGAAUCCGUGAACAAAACCAAAUAUGUAUCCAGGUCACCAAGCAAGGAGGAGGCGGAGAAGGACGGAGGGGAGGAGGUCAGCGUGCGCCAGGAAUCUCAGAGGCGGACUUCAAGCCAUGGACAUGCCAGAAAAAGAGCCAAGUCUAAUUCAAAGCUUAAACUGGUCAGGAGUUUGGCUGUAUGUGAAGAAUCAUCGAGCCCCUUUGUAGAUGGGCUGCUGGAGUCCCAGGACAUCAUUCAGUUGCACAUUAGCUGCCCCUCUGACAAGGAAGAGGAAAAGUCCAUGAAAGAUGGGCCUGAGAAAGAAGAAAAAGACAAGAAUAAAGAGAAGGCACCGAGGAAAAUGCUGUCUCGAGAUUCCAGCCAGGAAUAUACAGACUCUACUGGAAUAGAUUUGCAUGAAUUUUUAGUAAAUACACUGAAAAAAAACCCACGGGAUAGAAUGAUGCUACUCAAGUUAGAACAGGAGAUUCUGGAAUUUAUUAGUGAUAACAACAAUCAGUUUAAGAAGUUCCCUCAGAUGACCUCGUACCAUAGGAUGCUGCUGCACCGGGUAGCUGCCUACUUUGGCAUGGACCAUAACGUUGACCAAACUGGGAAGGCGGUCAUUAUCAACAAGACCAGUAACACACGAAUCCCUGAGCAGAGGUUUUCUGAGCACAUCAAAGAUGAGAAGAAUGCAGAAUUCCCGCAGAGGUUUAUCCUAAAACGAGAUGAUACCAGCAUGGACCGAGAUGAUAAUCAGAUCAGACUCCCCUUGCAGGAUGGGAGAAGGAGCAAAUCUAUAGAAGAGCGAGAGGAAGAGUAUCAGCGAGUCAGGGAGCGGAUAUUUGCACGGGAGACUGGCCAGAAUGGAUAUCUCGCCGACAGCAGAAUCUCCAAAGAAGGCUUUUCUUCUAGUUCUCACAAACGGAGGCAGAUUUUUAGGGGCAACCGGGACAGUUUGAACCGGGCCUCGGGCAGUCGCCAGAGCAGCACAGAGAGCGAGAUAAAGUCGCUGGAGCCUCGACCGUGGAGCAGCACAGACUCAGACGGCUCCAUCCGCAGCCUGCGGCCACCUGUUACCAAAGCCAGCAGCUUCAGUGGCAUCUCCAUCCUGACACGGGGGGACAGCAUCGGGAGCAGCAAAGGCAGCGCUGCCAGCAGAACGUCCCGGACAGGUACCAACCCUGCCACACCUUUCUCUGUUCAAGGUUUGGUACUAGGUGCCCCUGAAGCAUGCAGCCAACCCCCUUCCUCACAGCCCAGCCGUGGCCUCUUGCCCUGCACAGCCCAGCAGCCUCAACUGCAGCCACCCCAGCAGCCACCACCACCACCCCAAGGACUUCCACCCGCAGCCCAGCAGCAGCCGGCCAUGAGUAACCACAUGAUAUCCCAGCCGGUCCCAGCGCUGCAGCCUGUUCAGUAUUCUCCAAGCUCCUGCCCCCAAGUCCUCUUGCCAGUCUCUCCACCCCAGCAGUACAACUUGGCCGACGAACUCAGCAACCCCUUUGGGCAGAUCAGCCUCAGCCGACAGGGCUCUACAGAAGCACCAGAUCCUUCCUCGGCUAUGUUCCAGUCAUCCCUCAUCUCCCAGCAUCCUCAACAGACAGGAUUCAUCAUGGCAACCCCUGGGCAGCCCAUUCCCACCUCCAACUACUCCGCCUCAGGGCACACGGCCCCCACACAGCAGGUGCUGCAGCCCCAGGGCUACGUUCAGCCUCCCCAGCAAAUUCAGGUUUCUUACUACCCUCCUGGGCAGUACCCGAACUCCAGCCAGCAAUACCGAUCUCUCAGUCACCCAGUGGCCUACAGCUCCCAGCGCACUCAGCAGCUCCCGCAGCAGUCCCAGCAGCCCGGUUUACAGCCAAUGAUGUCCAACCAGCAGCAAACAUACCAAGGUGUGAUGGGAGUGCAGCAGGCACAGCCUCCCGGGAUCCUCAACAGCCAGAGGAAUAGCAUGGGGGGCCAGAUGCAGAAUGUGAUGGGAGUGCAGCAGGCGCAGCCCCCUGGUCUUCUCAGCAGCCAGAGGAGCAGUAUGGGGAGCCAGAUGCAAGGCCUGAUGGUCCAGUACACUCCAUUGCCUUCAUACCAGGUUCCUGUGGCCAAUGAGUCCCAGAAUGUGGUCCAGCAGCCCUUCCAGCAGCCAGUGCUUGUACCAGCCAGUCAGUCUGUUCAGGGGGGGCUUCAGACUGGAGGGGUUCCCAUCUACUACAGCGUCAUCCCAACUGCCCAGCAGAACGGCACCAGCCCUUCGGUGGGGUUCCUUCAGCCGCCUGGCUCUGAACAGUAUCAGAUGCCACAGUCCCCAUCACCCUGCAGCCCGCCACAGAUGCAGCAGCAGUAUUCAGGGGUGUCUCCAUCAGGCCCUGGCGUGGUCGUGAUGCAGCUGAAUGUGCCCAAUGGCCCCCAGGCCCCCCAGAAUCCCCCCGUGGUGCAGUGGAGCCACUGUAAGUACUACAGCCUGGAGCAGCGGGGGCAGAAGCCAGGAGACCUGUACAACCCAGACACCAGUGCUCAG